CUCACAAAUUUUCAAAAGACACGCAAAAUAAAAUAUUCUGCUUGGAAAAUCUUAAAUUUAUACUGAAGCCGCGACAUUAUAGCGAAAUAUAAUUGCACAAAAUAUAAUAUUAAUCUUUGCAUGAUAGAAUUAUCAAACAUAGAUGUCAUCAGAUGGAAUAUUUUAUUAGGUAAGUAUCGAAGGGGUGAGUCUUUACACGCAAGUAACCGAAACUUUUAAACAAAAGCCAUUUUGUACAUCUCCCAAAACGUUCGUCAUGAAAAACAGACUGAAUCUUUUUCUCAGUUAUUAAAUUAUUUAAAAAAAUAAUCGAAUUGAUAACCGAGUUUCGGUAAUAAAACGCGUUAGAAGUGAUUACUAUCUAAACAAUGGAUAUUUUCAAUCAGCCCUGCUACAAAACCACCAAGAGUUUGGCUUCUUUGAUUGGACGGUGGCCGUAUCAGCCUCAAAAGCAGAGUUCGAUUAUUAUAACCAUCCUCUGGAUCGUGUUCUUCUUACAAGCUAUUCCGCAAAGUUUUGCUCUUGUAAUGUACGCUGAUAAUCGGGAAGUAUUUAUUGAAGCAAUCUCAACAUUUGCAGUGGAUAUUGUGCUCGCUGCCAAGUAUUUAAACGCAACUUAUCAUGCUAAAUUGAUAAGAAAUUUGUUCGAUAAAGUGCAGAGGGAUUGGAAGUUAGUGAUGAAUGAUGAAGAAAAACGUGUUCUGCAACAUCAUUCAGAAAUUGGAAGAUUAUUGACAGCUGGAUAUACAGCAUUUUUGACCAUAACGUUGGUGAUAUUCAUCAUGGAACCGAUUGUACCAAGGAUAUACAGCUUUUUUUCAACAUCCAAUGGAUCUAGCUCCCUUCGAUUCGCCCUUCCGCUAGAGUACGUAAUAAUUGACAAAGAAGAUCACUAUUGGCUAUUGCUGACCAUCUCUAAUAUAUUUGUUGUGGUUUUUAUAUUCGGUAUUAUUGCAUGCGAUGUUAUUUUCAUCACAUUACUGCAGCAUAUUUGCGGGCAGUUCGCUGUUUUGGGGCAUCGCAUAGAAAACACGCCUACUGCUGAAAUAACAAUAAAAAACGAAAAAGGAGAAUUCAUUAGUUCUCAAAAAAUUGAUCAAGAUGUUUCUUACCAACAUUUGGUUUCAUGCAUCCAAAUGCACACCAGAGCUAUUGAAUUUGCAGAACUUCUUGAAGAGUGUUUUGCUAUGAGCUUCGGCGUGCUAGUUGGCAUCAACUUACCAAUGAUAAGCCUCACUGGUUUUCAGAUCAUUACGCAAUCUAAUACAGUCCAGCAAAUUUUGAAAAGCUUGACAUUUAUUGCUGGUCAAAUGCUCCACCUUUUUUUUGACUGCUACAUGUCGCAAAAGCUCAAUGAUUCAAGCUCACAAAUCGCCCAAAGCAUAGCUAAUGUAAAUUGGUACAAACAAUCGAUUAAAUCACAAAAAUUGUUAGUUGUAAUGACAGUGAGGAGUCAGGUGCCCUGCAAAUUGACUGCCGGUAAAAUUAUGGAGCUGUCAAUUGAAAGCUAUGCAAUGAUGCUGAAGACGGCUGGGUCGUAUUUCACAAUGUUAUUGUCGAUGCAGUAAAAAUUUUGUCGAAGAUCUUUUCUACUAGUAUAUACAAUGUGAUUAAUGUAUUUGAGAGAAUUAAUUUUAUAGAAUAAUAGAUGUAAUUAGUAUAUUUAAUAAAUAGUCUCCCUUGA
Molecule: messenger RNA, 1684 nt
Organism: Cotesia glomerata
Lineage: Eukaryota; Metazoa; Arthropoda; Insecta; Hymenoptera; Braconidae
Product: odorant receptor 63a-like
Exons: 10
Coding region: 369-1568 (399 amino acids)
Biological process (GO): detection of chemical stimulus involved in sensory perception of smell; sensory perception of smell
Cellular component (GO): plasma membrane
Molecular function (GO): odorant binding; olfactory receptor activity
Source: RefSeq, a predicted model, not a curated record